Messenger RNA from Daucus carota subsp. sativus, 733 nucleotides. RefSeq names its product reticulon-like protein B10. The record is from RefSeq and is a predicted model, not a curated record. NCBI's taxonomy places the organism in Eukaryota, Viridiplantae, Streptophyta, Magnoliopsida, Apiales, Apiaceae.
AUGCGAGACUCUCCUUGUUCUUCUAUCCAUCUCGCUCUUGGUGGUGACGCUUAUCCAAUUAAUUUUUCUUUGUUUUGUGUUGUUUAUGUCAACGUGCCUUUGCCUCCUCUUCCUGAUCUGAAUGUUUUUGAAGAAUCCUUUUUGGCCAUUGCAAGUGUGUGGGGUAACCGUGGUUUGUCAAUAGCACGCGAUAUAGCUAUUGGAGGAGACUUGAAAGUUCUUCUUCAGGUUGUCUCUAGCUUGUGGCUGAUUUCUAUCAUUGGUGGUUUACUUGACUUCCUUACUCUGAUUUAUGUUGGAAUUCUUCUUAGUCUAUCAGUACCAGUUUUGUAUGAGAAGCGCCAAGAUCAAAUUGAUGAUAAGCUGAGUGUGGCAAAUAGUAUUGUCCAAGCACAGUACUGGAAAGUAGAUGAGAUGGUUUUGAGCAAGAUUUCAUUCCCUAGAAACAAGGAAAAGAAGACUCAAUAGGUCUAAUGUAAUGUACUCUUCCCUUCCCAGUCAUGAGUGACAUACGUAUUCCAAAAGAGCAUCAUGAUAAUCACCGAGCUUAUAUUACUGCAUUACUAUUCUAACUUAAAGGCAUCUUGAGGAGUAUUGUCCACUAAUAAUUUUCAUGCUGCUACGGAAAUAUUGAAAUGACGUUUUAGCUAUAAAAAGUUGAUUGUGAAAAUGUUUACUGGAAACUAUAGUAAGAUAGAUUGAUUUAUUGUUUUGCUAUAUUUUUGAUGGUUUG